UCUAAAAUUAAAUUAAGCUCGUAAUUUGACAAAGCUAAUAAUAAGAUAAGUUCCUGUGGCACGUUUCAAACAUUUUAUUCUACGUCUUACUAGUAGCAAUCAGAAAAGCUUGAAACUGUCACUGGCCACAUAUCACGUAGAAAUGUUUGAACGUUUGAACGCGUUUCAGUUCAAAAUCAAAUUAGCCAGAGGGCAGACGCGAAAUAUCUGGGGGAACUCCACGUUAUAUUCAUAAAAAUGAAACAGCUGCUCCUUCUGUUGAGUUGUUUUAUCCACCUCUCCUGCCUGGAACUGGUUCCCUUUGCUGAUAACCAGCAUUUGACGGAGAAUGAUGUUUAUUUUCCCCUGUUGGAGGACGACUUGGACUGGAGUCGGGCCAACUGGCAGCUGGUGAUCCGCUGGCUGAUGGAACGCCAGCAGCUGCGUUUUUGCAUUUCUCUGGCCAGAUUCGAUGAGCGUUUGGUGCCCGGAACAGAGUGCCAAUCGCUAUUAGCCAACGGGCCGCUUAUGGCCAACUGCGACAUUGGGAACAUAGAGGAUCUGACCAUGACCAUGCGCUACGCCUUCGGGGAAAUACUGCUCGAUACGAGUCGGAAGUGUCGAGCGGGCCUGGAGCUCUUUGGAGUCCGUUGCAGGCGAAGGGCGUAACAGGAAGCAAGCCCUUAGUACGGAAUUUUAUUAUUUUUCAAAAAUUGGAUUGGAUCGCUGACAAAGUUAUUGAAAGUUCGUAUUUUCCAAAACUUAAUAUGAUGAUGGAGGUAAAUCCCUCAAUUUAAAGCGUCAUUUAUAGUACAUAUAUUAAAAUUUGUUCCCUUAAAUAUGCAGAUGAGUAAAUAAAUUUCAGGCAUA
This is a messenger RNA of Drosophila eugracilis, 849 nucleotides long. RefSeq lists its product as uncharacterized. The transcript has a single exon. Bases 238 to 648 code for a protein of 136 amino acids. Lineage: Eukaryota; Metazoa; Arthropoda; Insecta; Diptera; Drosophilidae. The record is from RefSeq and is a predicted model, not a curated record.